CGACAAGAGAAGAGGAUCGAAUGGCCUUCUCUGCCACAAGCGGCGAGGUGGUUGUGGUGCAUGACAGGAGCGAUGGUGUGGAGGAGGAAGAGGAGGUGGUGGUGAUCGGAGGUGCUGCGUUCGAAGAGGGUUUCGAUGGCGCCGCAGCAGCCACACUGGCCACAACAACAACAACAACAACAACAACAACAACAACAACAACAACAACAACAACAACAACAACAACAACAACAACAACAACAACAACAACAACAACAACAACAACAACAACACAACAACAACAACAACAACAGCAACAACAACAACAACAACAACAACAACAACAACAACAACAACAACAACAACAACAACAACAACAACAACAGCAACAACAACUGCAGCAGCCACACUUGCAACAGCAGUUGCAGUUGCUGCCACAAGUGCACCAUACCGUCGCUCAGCAUGUGUCGCUGAACAAUCAAUUUUUGCAUCAUCACAAGCAACUGCAGAUACAGCAACAACACAACCACCAGCAGGUCCAGCAACAGCAGCACUCGGCAUCGUGGCAGUUUGCACUGCACGAUGCCCAAGACAUUACCGUUGCCUCGACGACACAACAAGCUGUCCUCCCACCCUCUCGUCCACCACAUCGCAAGGACCCAACCUCUGACAUGUUCCUGCACACACCAAACAACGUCAUCUUCUUUGUGCUCAUGAACGUGACAAGCACCGCUGCUAUGACCAACACCAUGGAGAAAGCCCAGAAUGGGGUGUACGCUGCGCACCACGCUUCAUAUGGGGUGGCAGACACACCUUCAAAGAUCAGCCUGUCACACAGCAUUGCCCCAGUCAAAAUGAGUCAAACUGGCAUCAUUCGAUAG
This is a messenger RNA of Salpingoeca rosetta, 860 nucleotides long. RefSeq lists its product as uncharacterized. Lineage: Eukaryota; Choanoflagellata; Craspedida; Salpingoecidae. The coding region runs from base 21 to 860 and encodes 279 amino acids. The transcript has 4 exons. The record is from RefSeq and is a predicted model, not a curated record.